GUUAAAGAUGCAUUAUUUAAUUAUAGUAUAUGUAACAUUUUCUUUAUCCCCUCUAUAAAACAACAGUUUCCAAGUUUUUCUUUAUCUCCAAAGCUCUUUGUUUCUCAGAUCUUCUCUCUGUUUUCAUCAGAUCUUGGAGAAGGCAAGAGUUUGGUUGUAAAGUUAUGGUGAGAAUAUUUAUCCUCUACAAUCUAUUAAACUCUUUUCUACUCUCUUUAGUACCAAAGAAACUGCGAAGUCUCUUCCCUCUCUCUUGGUUCGACAAAACUCUCCACAAGAACUCACCACCGUUACCGUCCAUGUUACCCUCUCCUUCACCGUCACAGUCACCGUCCUCGGCGUCAACAAGAGAGAUAGACCCGUCAGAGCUAAAACGGGUCUUUCAGACGUUCGACAAGAACGGAGACGGUCGAAUCACUAAACAAGAGCUCAACGACUCACUAGAGAAUCUAGGAAUCUACAUACCAGACAAAGACCUAACUCAGAUGAUCCAUAACAUAGACACGAACCACGAUGGAUGUUUAGACAUAGAGGAGUUCGAGUCUCUAUACAGAUCCAUUGUUGAUGAGCAUCACAACGAUGGAGAAACCGAAGAAGAGGACAUGAAAGAAGCGUUUAACGUGUUUGACCAAAACGGAGAUGGGUUUAUCACUGUGGAGGAGUUGAAAUCUGUGAUGGGUUCCUUGGGACUCAAGCAAGGUAAAACCCUAGAAGGUUGCAAGAAGAUGAUUAUGCAAGUGGAUGGUGAUGGUGAUGGUAGAGUUAAUUACAAAGAGUUUCUUCAGAUGAUGAAAGGUGGUGGGUUUAGCAGUAGCAGUUGAUCUUUGUUUAGGAUUUAACAGAAAAGAGUGUGUGUGUGCUUAUUUGAUUGAUUUUGUUUGUUUUCUUUUUAUGUGUAAAUAAUUUUUAUGAUGAUGUAUGAAAACAUUGUAAUCUGGACGAAUGUGUGUUAUCUUUUUUUUUUCUUUCUAGGGUGAUGUAAGAUUCAGUUUCUCAUUUUAUCUGGUUUAGUGUUAUUUAGUAUAUUGUCCAAUUCAAUAAUAGUAGCUUUUAAAUA
Molecule: messenger RNA, 1057 nt
Organism: Eruca vesicaria subsp. sativa (arugula)
Lineage: Eukaryota; Viridiplantae; Streptophyta; Magnoliopsida; Brassicales; Brassicaceae
Source: the annotation of a GenBank genome assembly